This is a messenger RNA of Panicum hallii, 3011 nucleotides long. Its product is annotated as protein DETOXIFICATION 12-like. Gene Ontology annotation, molecular function: xenobiotic transmembrane transporter activity; antiporter activity. Lineage: Eukaryota; Viridiplantae; Streptophyta; Magnoliopsida; Poales; Poaceae. The transcript is spliced from 6 exons. Gene Ontology annotation, biological process: xenobiotic detoxification by transmembrane export across the plasma membrane. Gene Ontology annotation, cellular component: membrane. Bases 1432 to 2691 code for a protein of 419 amino acids. The record is from RefSeq and is a predicted model, not a curated record.
UGGUGGUGGUGGGCAUGUCGCAGUACGUCGUGCAGGUCUCCUCCAACAUGAUGGUCGGCCACCUCCCCGGCGUGCUCCCGCUCUCCUCCGCCGCCAUCGCCACCUCCCUCGCCAACGUCACCGGGUUCAGCCUCCUGGUCCGUGCACUCCUUCCCCCCCUCGAUUUUUCACUUGACCAUUUCCGCGUCCCGUCCCGCCCGUUCUUUCUGCUGGGCACCGUGAUACUCGCAUGAUUUUUCUUGGUUGGAGAAGCGCGUGUCGAUGUUAAUGGCUGGCAUGCCGUGCGCCUCUCGGCUCUGGUAGUGGUCGAGGUUGCUCUGGGCGCCAUGGAUCAUUUCCGAGUUUUCUUCGGUAGAACCAGUGGGAUUUUUCCAGGAGAAUCUUGAGAUGCUGAACAAGAGAAAUAACCUUUAGUGAGCUGUUUGUCUGUCGAUAGGAUACGUGUCUCGUUGCAGUUGGAUCUUGGAUGAUCAUGUAUUCAUGUGACUUUCGCUUCUUUACUCUAACUGGAGAUUAUGAUAGUGAGCUAGUGGAUGUGGACGCAUGCGUUCUGAACGGUUCAAAGAUAUUUCAUUGUUCAGCUAGUCCGCUAGCGACAGGGACGUUGCAGGAAAAGAGUACGCCGCAGUCCAUGUGUAGUAGGAGGUAGUACUGGUAGUACUAUAUUCUGUGGACUUUGCGAAAGAGGAUCUCUUUUCCAAUGGACUCUUAAGUCAUCAACACAAUUUCAUCAGCAUAAUAAGUUGCAUGCCCAAUACCUCUCCCUUGACCAAUAAUUAUUGGAUUGUCCCAAUAUUUAACCCCAACUCCUCUCAAAUAAAGGAAGAGACAAAUUCUGCUCUUCCAAUAUGUUAGUUAUAUUAGAUUGAGAUUAUUGAGGAACUGUAAAAAUAUCUCCCCUAAUAAUAUAUGAAAAUGGUAUUAGGACAUCCCAGUACUACUUUAUUGGAAGAUAUUUAUUGGGAGACUGCUGGAGAUGCUCUUAGAAAAAAAGAGACUAAUGGAGAUACUCUUACAUGGGUAUUUUUCCAUCUGAAAAUAUGGGAUAUCUCUCAUAAAUUGUGGGUAGACAAGAGCAUGCAUGAGAUAUUUGUGUUUUAUAUGAGUUAUCAGUGUCCGGAACAUGUUUAUGCACGACAAUGUCAAAGAAGAAAUUGACUAGGUUUUGGCUUCACUCCAGUUUAGGUUAGUCAUUGUGUCAGCAUAAGUUGCUCAAACGCCGCUUAAAAUAUGUUUUCUUGGUAGAAUUACUAUGAUGAGUACAAGAUGUCGUUCUCCACAGGAAACUAUGCGAUCCCUCAUAAAUUGUGAUGUGACGAGAGCAAAAGGGUCAUUUGAUUUCGUUCUUAUGUGAGCUAUCAGUUUCCAGGGCAUGUUUAGUCAUGAUAAUGUCAAAGAAGACAUCGACUAUUUGACCAUAAUGAACACACAAUGUUCAGUUUACGAUUUUACCUGGUUAGUCACUGUGUCAAAGUUAUAACGCAAGGGGGAAAAGAAAAGAUUGGAAUGGCAAGUGCACUGGAGACACUAUGUGGCCAAGCCUACGGUGCAAAGCAGUGCCACAAACUAGCCGUCGACACCUACAGAGCAGUGUUCACCCUCCUGGCGGUCUGCAUCCCGCUCUCGCUCAUCUGGGUGUUCAUGGACAAGAUCCUGAUGCUCAUAGGCCAGGACCCCCUCAUCUCCCGGGGAGCCGGGAGGUACAUGGUCUGGCUGAUCCCGGGGCUCUUCGCCAACGCGGUGAUCCAGCCGAUCACCAAGUUCCUGCAGACGCAGAGCCUGAUCUACCCGCUGCUGCUGUCGUCCAUCGCCACCAUGGCGAUCCACAUCCCUCUGUGCUACGUCAUGGUGUUCAGGACCGGCUUCGGGUACACCGGCGCCGCGCUGACGAUCGGCAUAUCGUACUGGCUGAACGUGGCCAUGCUCGUCGGGUACAUAGUGUUCUCGAGUUCCUGCAAGGAGACGCGCGCACGCCCCACGAUGGAAGCCUUCAAGGGAGUGGACGCGUUCCUGCGUCUAGCUCUGCCCUCCGCACUCAUGAUCUGUCUCGAAUGGUGGUCGUUUGAGAUCCUUAUUCUCUUGUCAGGAUUUCUACCCAACCCGGAGCUGCAGACCUCAGUGCUUUCGAUCUGCCUCACAAGUGUAACAUUGCUCUUCACCAUACCAUUUGGGCUUGGAGCUGCCGGGAGCACACGGGUGGCGAACGAACUGGGCGCCGGGAACGCUGACGGAGCUCGAUCCGCAGUCCGCGUCGUGCUCUCCAUGGCGGCGAUGGACGCCAUCAUCGUGGCCGGGACCCUCCUAGCGGCGCGGCGCCUCGUGGGCAUCGCGUACAGCAGCGAGGAGGAGGUCGUGUCUUCCGUCGCCGCCAUGGUUCCCCUGGUCUGCAUCACUGUCGUGACCGACUGCGUGCAAGGAGCCCUCUCAGGCGUCGCCCGGGGGUGCGGGUGGCAGCACCUGGGCGCGUACGUCAACCUCGGCUCCUUCUACCUGCUGGGGAUCCCCAUGGCGAUCCUUCUCGGCUUCGUGCUGCACAUGGGGGCGAGAGGGCUCUGGAUGGGCGUCGUCUGCGGCUCCCUGUCGCAGUCCACGCUCCUGGCCGCCAUCAACUUCUUCACCGACUGGCCCAGGAUGGCUGAGAAGGCUAGGGAACGGGUGUUCAGCGAGAAGGCUCCGGAGCCCAGGCCGUGAUGUCUGCUGGAGUAGCGGCACCUCUACAUUUUACAGUCCAAUUUUGCAGGGGAGGCGUCUGUUCCCGUGGCAUUCACGGAAGGGAGAGGGAGAUCAGGCAAACGUGGCUCUUGCCUGUCAAGGCGAAUGGGCCAAUCCAUGCCCGUUUACUCAUCAAGGCGCACAUGGUUCUUGCUUUCGGCUUCGUUUUCCCACAAGAACUGUAAAGAAAAACAGAAGAAUAAUAUUUUUAAUGAGUAUUGCAUCCGGUCGGAUGCGCUUUCGCCGGAGUGGAGGGCGGUCCGGCCGGAGGUAGAGUGCCCUGGUGCUUGGCAUCCAAA